Molecule: messenger RNA, 453 nt
Organism: Microtus oregoni (creeping vole)
Lineage: Eukaryota; Metazoa; Chordata; Mammalia; Rodentia; Cricetidae
Product: ubiquitin-conjugating enzyme E2 D2-like
Exons: 1
Coding region: 1-453 (150 amino acids)
Biological process (GO): ubiquitin-dependent protein catabolic process; protein polyubiquitination
Cellular component (GO): nucleus
Molecular function (GO): ubiquitin conjugating enzyme activity
Source: RefSeq, a predicted model, not a curated record
AUGUUUCAUCCUAAUUUGGAGGCAAUUUCUCUUAAGAGAGUACAGAAGGAGUUACAUGCCAUGUCUCAAGAUCCUCUGUCACAGUGUUCUGCAGGGCCUGUGGCAGAAAACAUGUUUCAUUGGAAAGCAACCAUAAUGGGGCCCGAAGACAGCCCCUACCAGGGAGGGGUAUUUUUCCUAAACAUUCACUUUCCAACCACUUAUCCCUUUAAGCCUCCCAAAAUUUCAUUUAUUACUCAAAUCUACCAUCCAAAUAUUGACCAAAAUAGAAGCAUCUUUCUAGAUAUUUUGGGUUCUGAGUGGUCACCCGCAAUUACUAUUUCCGAAUGUUCUCUACUGUGUAAUCCAAAUCCAGAUCUUCCACUGGUUCCUGAAAUUGCGAAGGUCUACCACACGGAUUUAAAACAGUAUGAAAAAUUGGCUCGGGAGUGGACAAAAAAAUAUGCAAUGUAA